Lagopus muta (rock ptarmigan) is the source of this 819-nucleotide messenger RNA. RefSeq names its product zinc finger CCCH domain-containing protein 11A-like. NCBI's taxonomy places the organism in Eukaryota, Metazoa, Chordata, Aves, Galliformes, Phasianidae. The transcript has 6 exons. The record is from RefSeq and is a predicted model, not a curated record. The coding region runs from base 1 to 750 and encodes 249 amino acids.
AUGGAGGAAUGCAUGCUAGGUAUCACUUCUGAGCGGCUGCAGUGCUGUAGCGAUGUCCAAACAGCGUCUUUUGGUUUUGGGGGUGGAUGUGGGCUAACAGGACGGUGCUGCUCCUGGUGUCUGUGCAAUCACACUGGAUCUGUUGUUGCAGGGACGGAGCCUGCGCGUCCGUGGGAUGGUGCUGGGCACGGGGGGAAACGGAAAGCCUCCCCAGAAGCUGAUGCAAGCAGCCUUCCAGCCAAGCGCAGCCUUGCAGAAAGGCAAGGCAGAAGCACCGAGUGUGGCACAGCACCCAAGAGAGACAGAGGUGCUGAGCCCAAUGGAAAGAUCUACGCGAAAGCGGUGCAGGAGGUCCUUUCAGAGAGAGCUCGUCUCCAGGCUGGAGGGCUUCCUCCAUCAGCAGGUCCCAGCUCAGGGGGAAGACCUGCCCCUGCCGUGUGCCCCCGCUCCGUCUCCAAGUCCCUGGCUGGAGGGAAACGCAAGGGCUUGGAAGAAGAGCAGCAAACAGCAGCGCAGCUGCCUGCUACCAAAAGAGCGAGGGCUGAGAGCGGAGGCAGCGUGCUGGCUCCAGCAGCACAGCCUGGGCCUGCUGCAGCACGGAGCUCCAAGCUGAGAGCAAGAAGACGACAACAAAAAGAGAGGAGAGGGCAACUGAAGAAGGCUUCCCUCAGGGCUGCAGCUGCACAUGCAGAGUCCUCCGCCAUGAACAGCCUGGUGGAGAUGAUGCAGAAGCUGCAGCUGAACGACUGAGAGGAGGAGCAUCAGCAGGCAGCGCUGCAGUGCGCGGCGUUGCAGGGCAGCGUUCUGAGUGCCGCCCAA